GCCAUGUCCUUCGCCCUGCUGCGCUCGGCGCCCAGCCGCUUCCUCUACCCGGAGAUCAGCAUGCUGUCGGAGGAGGACGAGGAGGAGAACGGCAGCGGCGAGAGCUCCGGCUCGGACGAGAAGCCCUACGCGCUGGAGGCGGGCGCCUACGGGCUCCGGGGCGGCAAGCGCGGGCCGGGCAAGAAGGGCGGCCGCGGCCCCGUGGCCCGGGAGCCCCGGCAGCGCCACACGGCCAACGCGCGGGAGCGCGACCGCACCAACAGCGUCAACACCGCCUUCAGCGCCCUGCGGACGCUCAUCCCCACCGAGCCGGCCGACCGCAAGCUCUCCAAGAUCGAGACGCUGCGCCUGGCCUCCAGCUACAUCGCGCACCUGGGCAACGUGCUCCUGGCCGGGGAGGGCUGCGGGGACGGGCAGCCCUGCCACGCCGGCCCGGCCUUCUUCCACCCCGCCGGCGGCGGCAAAGGCGGCAGUCCGGCCGGCCCGGAGAGCGAAGGCUCCCAGCCCAAGCAGAUCUGCACCUUCUGCCUCAGCAACCAGAGGAAGCUGAGUAAAGACCGCGACAGAAAGACCGCGAUUCGGAGUUAGCCCUGGUGGAAGCCGGAUGGUGGUGGUGGUGGUGGUGGAGGCGAUGCUGGAGGCAGCGGCAGGACCCAGGAGGGCGCAAUGGAGAGACGGGGCCCCCCUGCCCUGCCCUCGGGAGCUUCUGCCCGGGACGGACUGAAGGGCAGCCGGGAGAGACGGAAAGCCCCACG
Notechis scutatus (mainland tiger snake) is the source of this 755-nucleotide messenger RNA. RefSeq names its product scleraxis bHLH transcription factor (gene SCX). Gene Ontology annotation, biological process: developmental process; regulation of transcription by RNA polymerase II. NCBI's taxonomy places the organism in Eukaryota, Metazoa, Chordata, Lepidosauria, Squamata, Elapidae. The record is from RefSeq and is a predicted model, not a curated record. Gene Ontology annotation, molecular function: RNA polymerase II transcription regulatory region sequence-specific DNA binding; DNA-binding transcription factor activity, RNA polymerase II-specific; protein dimerization activity.